AUGUCGAAUUCAGUGAUAAACUUUUACGAUUCAAAAAAGAAACGUAUUAUUUUUCUUGAAAAACGAGUUCUUAAUGUAUUAAGACCAAAAAUUAUUCAAAUAAUUAUUGGAGAUAAUUCGACAAAAUUGAAAAUGGCUCCAGAAUGGUUUAAACCUGAAGAUCAAAAUGAAUCCUUAAAGAAUAUUAUUUAUCCAGAUGGAAUCAAUGAGAAUGAUCAACAUCAAUUUAAUACUAUAGCUCGAUAUCGUGCAGCUUCGAAAAAAUCCAAUAAUAACUUCAGUAAAGAAUUAUUCAUUCCUAAUGAAAGUAAUACAGAAACACUUAUUAUUGCGUUGGGCAAUUUUGUUCAACAGUUUGGUGGAGAAUUAAGUUUCACUAAUGAAGAUUUAACAUUUCAAGAACCAGCUCAUCGUACAGCAUGUGGAAUAGCUGAUUUAAGUAGUGCUCAUUUAUUAGCUACUGAUUAUAUUCCUACAGCUCAAUUUACUUUCAUAGUUGAUCUUAAUUAUCAAAUUGAUCUUUCUCGAUCAGAUCAAACAAUGCAAAAUUUUGUAUUAAAUUUUUCAAAUGCAAUUGCUGAAGUAUUAACAUGUCCAAAUGAUUAUAUUCGAGUUAUGUCUGUUGAUAAACCAGGUAAAACUCGAAAUCAAACAAAAGUCAAAUUUGGUCUCUCUACUCCGGAUCCAACUGAAACAGAAAAACUUGUUCAAGAUCUCAAGAUGAAAGCUCGAGAUGGUUUUCCACAGCAUCGAAUUCUUAAACAUGUUAAAAAACAUGAGUAUGAAUGUAAAUGGAAACCUCUCAUUAGUUUUUUUCAAUUGCAAACAUGUGAUUUCGCCCCAGAAUUCAAUAUCGAUUACACAUCCAGUAUGCCUACAAAAGAUAAACGUGGGGGUUUACCAUAUUACUUACCAAUUGGAUGGUAUCGCCAUGCACUUAAAGUUGACAAUAAGUAUCCUGAAGAUAAACUAUGGCUUGGCAGUAAUAAUGUUGACGGAGAAUGGCCGGUAGCUUUUCAUGGAACUCAUGGAGGCGCUGUCAAAGGUAUUAGAGAGAAAGGCCUCUUGAUCAGUCAUUUCGAUGCCAUGAAAGACGAAGCUGUUAAAGACAAAGGAACAUAUUUUGACCGACCAGGACUCUAUGUAGCCACACAUUGUACUGGUGGAGCACAUCCGGCGUAUACAAAACCAUUUACAAUUAAUACAUCAUCAACAACGACUGAGAAAUUUCGAGUUGUCUUUCAGUGUCGUGUUAAACCAGAUGCAUUUACAAUUCACGCAAAACCGGUCGCCACUGGUGAAGCUUGGCGUUUUGUUGAUCCCGAUGCUAUUCGUCCGUAUGGUAUUUUAGUUAAAAAUGAAAAAACACCGGAUGUCGAUCAACGAAAUGAAUCGUAA
Rotaria socialis is the source of this 1398-nucleotide messenger RNA. The record is from the annotation of a GenBank genome assembly. NCBI's taxonomy places the organism in Eukaryota, Metazoa, Rotifera, Eurotatoria, Philodinida, Philodinidae.